Xenopus tropicalis (tropical clawed frog) is the source of this 3945-nucleotide messenger RNA. RefSeq names its product neural cell adhesion molecule 2 (gene ncam2). Gene Ontology annotation, biological process: cell adhesion; axon guidance. Gene Ontology annotation, cellular component: membrane; plasma membrane. The transcript is spliced from 17 exons. NCBI's taxonomy places the organism in Eukaryota, Metazoa, Chordata, Amphibia, Anura, Pipidae. The record is from RefSeq and is a predicted model, not a curated record. The coding region runs from base 80 to 2560 and encodes 826 amino acids.
CAGAUUGGCUUCUCAUCACUUUAGUGCCCGGGACUGGUGCUGCCGGCUGUGUCUGCGCUCUCUCUGCCUUGUGAUCUGCAUGCAACACACAGGGACAGGGGGAAAACUCACUUACACAUUGGCACAGUCACCUUCUCUAGGAACACUCAGCUUGCACCUCCUGCUCAUCAUGAAAGUCUCCUAUUUCUACCUGCUUGGAUUACUGGUCAGCAGCGGGCAAGCUCUCAUGCAAGUGACAAUAUCCCUUAGCAAAGUUGAAAUCAGUGUGGGUCAGUCUAAAUACUUCACAUGUACAGUUAUUGGAGAAGCAGACAACAUAGACUGGUUUAACCCACAAGGAGAAAAAAUCAUUUCUGGCCAGAGAGUAGUGGUUCAAAGAGAAGGCAUCAGAUCUUGGUUGACCAUAUAUAAAGCAAAUGUUGAUGAUGCGGGUAUCUAUCGUUGCCAAGCUACAGAUUCUAAAGGACAUGCUCAGGAGGCUACAGUUGUUUUGGAAAUUUAUCAAAAACUGACAUUUGAGGAUGUGCCCUCACCUCAAGAAUUCAAAAGAGGAGAAAAUGCAGAAGUUUUGUGUCUCGUCAGCAGCUCACCUGCUCCAAUGGUUAGAUGGUUAAAUAACCGUGAAGAUGUCACAGACAUUGAUGACAGGCGCUUUGCAAUGUUACCCAACAACAAUCUGCAGAUUAAAAACAUUAGUAAAAGAGAUGAAGGCAUUUAUAGAUGUGAGGGCCGGGUGGAGGUUAGAGGUGAAAUUGAUUUCCGGGAUAUCAGUGUCAUUGUAAACGUUCCUCCAGAGAUUUUAGCUCAGCAAAGAUCUUUUAAUGCAACAGCAGAUCGACUGGAGGAUAUUACUUUAUUUUGCCGGGCCACGGGUUCUCCAAAGCCUUACAUCACCUGGCACAGGAAUGGCAAGCUGGUUGAGGAAAAUGAAAAGUAUGAUUUAAGAGAAGACAAUACAGAACUCACUGUCAAAAACAUUAUAAGUACUGAUUCCGGACUGUAUGUAUGUAGAGCAACAAAUAAAGCAGGAUUUACAGAAAAACAGUCUUUUCUACAAGUGUUUGUGCAGCCUCAUAUUGUACAGCUACAAAAUGAAACUACAAUCGAGCACGGACACGUAACUCUUACAUGCGAAGCUGAAGGAGAACCUAUUCCUGAAAUUACCUGGAAAAGAUCCAGUGAUGGAAUGAUUUUCUAUGACGGUGACAAGAGCCAAGAUGGACGUAUAGAAAGCACAGGACAUCAUGGAAAAUCCUCCUUACAUAUUAAAUCUGUGAUGUUGUCUGAUGCAGGGAGAUAUGACUGUGAAGCAGCAAGCAGAAUUGGUGGCCAUCAAAAAAGCAUGUAUUUAAAUAUUGAAUAUGCACCGAAGUUCAUAUCAAAUCAAACCAUUUACUAUUCUUGGGAAAAUAACCCUAUAAACAUAAGUUGUGAUGUGACGUCCAAUCCGCCAUCAUCAAUUUACUGGAGCAGAGACAAAUUAUUGUUGCCUGCACGAAAUAUAACAAACAUAAAAACUUAUAGAGAUGGAAAAAGAAUAUUGCUAGAGAUAACACCAUUAUCAGACAAUGAUUUUGGGCGUUACAACUGCACAGCUAUAAAUUCAAUAGGAUCAAGAAUUCAGGAAUACAUACUUACUCUAGCUGAUGUGCCUUCCAGUCCCUAUGGCUUGCGAGUUAUAGAGCUUUCACAAACUUAUGCCAAAGUGUUUUUCAACAAACCAGACUCACAUGGAGGUGUGCCCAUUCACCAUUAUCAAAUGGAUUUCAAGGAAGUAUCAUCAGAAAUAUGGAAGGUUGUCCGAUCUCAUGGAACACAGACAAUAAUUGUCCUUGGAAACCUAGACGCAAAUACAACGUAUGAAGUCAAAGUUGCUGCUGUAAAUGGAAAAGGAAAAGGAGAGUAUAGUAAAACGGAAAUAUUCCAGACACUCCCUGUUCGUGAACCAAGUCCACCAUCAAUUCAUGGACAACCAGGUGGAGGGAAAAGUUUUAAGUUGAGCAUUACAAAACAGGAUGAUGGAGGAGCACCAAUUCUGAACUAUGUUGUAAAGUAUCGAAGUAAAGACAAAGAAGACCAGUGGCUUGAAAAAAAGUUUCUUGGCAAUAAAGAUUACAUCAUAUUAGACCAUCUACAGUGGAAUGUGGGAUAUGAGGUUCACAUUAUAGCUACUAAUAGACUUGGUCACUCUGAGCCAACAGUGUUUGAAUUCCUCAUGCCACCAAAACCUAAUAUAAUUGCAGAUACACUUUUCAGCGGACUUGGAGUUGGUGCAGUUAUUGGUUUGGCAGUGGCUGCACUUCUACUUGUUUUAGUUGUGACAGAUGUCAGUUGCUUUUUUAUAAGGCAAUGUGGCCUACUAAUGUGUAUAACUAGAAGAAUUUGUGGAAAGAAAAGUGGCUCCAGUGGAAAAAGCAAAGAACUGGAAGAAGGAAAAGCUGCCUACUUGAAACUUCUGCUAAAAGAAGAGAAUGGUAAAGAAGCACUGAGUGCAGAAGCUAUUGAAAUAAAAAUAUCAAAUGACAUCAUUCAGACAACAGAAAGUGAUAGCAAAGCAUAGCAUGAUGCAAACUCUGUUGUCAAAGUGGAAACCGGUGGUGCAAACGUAACAUCAGUGCUCUGCUGCAGAAAUUAUUGGCUAAUACUAGCUUUCACUUGUGUCCAUAUCUGAAUUUACAUCUAUUCUACUCAAAGGUUUUGUUUAUUAAUUUAGUAUAUUUGUCUGACCAAUAACAGUAUAAAUGUAUAAAGUUGAAAAUUACUGCAAAAAAUAUUUAAUUUAUUAUAAAAAAAUAAAUAAAGUGUUCUAUUUAUAAAAUGUUUUAUUCUUUGUUGUCGGAUUUACUAUUCAGCAAUUUGCAAACAUGCCAAAAUAUAAACUGAUGGAACCUUUAUGUUUGGGUGAAAUAAUUUUAUAUGCUCAAAUUCAACUUUAACAAAGGAAAUGAAGUAUUUUCCUUUAUGAUAUUCUGAUUUAUAUGUUCACAAACUGCAUUUUAAAAUGUGAUAUUAGAUCUACAAAGAUUCCAGCUUGAACUUUAGUGAAACUAUUUGAAUGUAGUAUUCAAACUAUUUUCUGUAUAUCUAUAAAAAAUUAAACAACCAAGUAGGUAAUCUCAGUAAAAAGGUUUGCUAGAUGUUAAUGGAGAAGGAAAGUCAUUUUGGCAUUUUACUGCCAAUAGAUUUGCAAAUCUUUCAAAAAAUUAGCGAAAUGGCGAAAAAUCUUCAAAAUGGUGAAAAUGUUGCGUCAAAAAAAAUGUUGCACUUGUCAAUAUGAAACUUGUCAUUUUUUUUACGCGCUCAACAAUUUUUUUUGGAUUCAGAUGGCAAAUUUUGGUUGCAUGGCAAUUUUUUCUGUAAUGAAUUUUGUUGCCUGUUCAUCAAAAAAAUCCACCGAUGGCGAAACUUAGAAUACAUACGAUUUUUGAUAACACAGAAUAGUGAGACCAUUAAGCGCCAUCUAUAAAGAUAUAAUUUACAGGGUAUUUGUGGCUCUCAUGUUAGAUCUAUUACAUUCUUUAUUUUCUACUUAAUAAUUGUCAUUAAAUCUACAAAGGGAGCAGAGAAACAUAACAGCUUGCCAGCAAUAUAUCUGAAUUAAAAUUCCCCUUUUCUUUCCUAAAACAAUAUUUUUCUGAUUGUAUCUUAUAUAUCUAUAUUUCUAAAAGGUGUAUUAAUAUUCUCUGGUUUACUUUAUUGUUUCCACUUUACCCCAGAUUUCUGUAAAUAGUUAAAUACAUCACAUAUAUGGAAUAUAUAUAUAUUAUUCACUUUAUAAGGUAGCAAAAGGAAGCAAAUAUUUUAUUGUUUUAUUGACACCGAGGGGCACAUUUACUAGGCAAUCAUGAGAUAAAGUUGGAUUUUUUCUUACUUCUAGAUAAUUUCAAGAUUAACAAGUGAUUUUUCACCAGAACUCUAUUUUUCCAUUAUUAUUCCCAGAAAUAU